UUGGGUGACUGUCCACCACACGGUCGUCGUUUCACUCGUUUAAAGGAUGAUUAUCCGAAAGGUGACCCGAAUGGUUUAACCGCAGAAAGUGUUAUAAGUGGAAUUAGAUCGUCAGGAAUUCAUUAUUAUUUCGGGAAGAUUACUAAUAAAACCGAUGAAAUGGUUCGUGUGUUUCGUGGUAUAAUGGGCAAAUUUUUAGUGUUUGAUCUCACAUCAGAAGGACUUGACCCAGAAGAAUUAGUUGCAAAAGUUUUUGAAUCUAUCUGUUCAUCCAUCACUACCACCGUCACAAUAACUAGUACCAUGGAAAAAACUCGUCAGCGAAAGAUGCUUGAAAAAGAUUCACGUGAGCCUGACUGGAACAUGCUUCCUGUCAAAAAUGGUGAACUUUUGUAUUAUCGUCUCCCAGGAACCUUGACCGAUAUUAAGGAUCCAAGAUAUUUUAAACGGAGAUCAAAUCUCAUUCUCCGAAAAUUCUCUUACAAACAUGCCCCGAAACCUUUUUCAUCAGGCGCAGAACGAUACGCUUAUUUUGCUCUCGAUGUAACUCAGGAGUUAAUUGAGAAAAUUGUUAUUAAAGAACGUAUCGAAAAAGCAAAUUCCUUUGAACGAUGCCUCGAAGCUAUAGAAUCUUCUACCAUUUCCUAUUUCCUAUCAAAGGAAUUCAAUUCUGCUACCGCAAGAGUUGGUAUUAAUAAGGAGGUGAAUUUCCUUAAAGUACAAAUCAUGCGCCGUACCGCUGGUUUCUCUACUCGAUAUUAUACUAUAGAACCGAAAUUUUGUGAUGCCGAAUUUAAACGAUUUAAUGUGAAUAAUGGAGUUAUUAAAGAAUAUCAUUCUAUCCUUGAAGCCUUCGCACAUUUUACAUAUGAGUACACAAAUGGUUAUCUGGUGGUUUAUGAUUUACAAGGAGUAGAACUCACCGAUGAGUUCUUGUUAACAGAUCCGGCAAUACAUUGUAAGGAUCGUUUAAGAUUUGGGAGAACAAAUCUUGGAAAGAGGGGUAUCGAGGAAUGUUUCUUAGCGAACCAUAAGUGUGACAGUAUUUGCAGAAAGUUAGGCUUGUCCGAGAUAAGCAGAUUAAAUUAAUGGUUGUUUAGUAUAUUAUGUAACAAUUUUCAUUGUAUUAUUUUUAUAUUAAUAUUCACAUCUCUUUCUAAAUUAUAAAUUUUAUAAAUUCACAUUUUCAUUUUAUUAAAUAUGUAAAUAAGAACUUUCAUUAGUUUAAUUACAACAUUAUUAAAAUAACUAGCAGAACUUCAACAUCGAUUGAUUCGAUGUUGAACAAGGCAAUAGGAGAACAAUCAAAUAUUUGGAUCUUAAGAUCAAAAAUGAACGAGAUAAGGGUAUCCGUCUUUGACAACCCUAAAAAAGUCUAAUAAAAAAAGCUUUCGAAGUUAAAAGAAGCU
Rhizophagus irregularis DAOM 181602=DAOM 197198 is the source of this 1409-nucleotide messenger RNA. RefSeq lists its product as uncharacterized. Gene Ontology annotation, molecular function: ATP binding; protein serine/threonine kinase activity. The record is from RefSeq and is a predicted model, not a curated record. Gene Ontology annotation, cellular component: cytoplasm. Gene Ontology annotation, biological process: protein phosphorylation. NCBI's taxonomy places the organism in Eukaryota, Fungi, Glomeromycota, Glomeromycetes, Glomerales, Glomeraceae.